Molecule: messenger RNA, 1630 nt
Organism: Humulus lupulus (European hop)
Lineage: Eukaryota; Viridiplantae; Streptophyta; Magnoliopsida; Rosales; Cannabaceae
Product: DNA repair protein RAD51 homolog 4
Exons: 10
Coding region: 119-1063 (314 amino acids)
Biological process (GO): reciprocal meiotic recombination; double-strand break repair via homologous recombination; DNA strand invasion
Cellular component (GO): Rad51B-Rad51C-Rad51D-XRCC2 complex; centrosome; replication fork
Molecular function (GO): four-way junction DNA binding; single-stranded DNA binding; ATP-dependent DNA damage sensor activity
Source: RefSeq, a predicted model, not a curated record
CAAACAUAAGUGCUGAUUUUCGCGGCAAUUCACUUGUGGAUUUAUGUGCAAACAUUUUAAGAAUAAAGAUUAGAAACACAAAGCCCAAUGUAAGGGAGGGCAGGAACAUACUGCGAAAAUGGCUCCAUUGAAGUCUUUAGAGCAAGACCACCGAGAUAUCGAUUCCCAUUUCCAAUCAUUUUGUGCUUUAUUCGGUAUUUUCUCAGUAGAAGAUUUCCUACUCAACGACCACUAUGUAUUAGCUGCAAUGGCCGAACGACAACCCGAAUCCGAGAGAUUGAAGCAGGGCAUUACGGAGCUUCUUUCUAUUAUUGAUGGCCAACAUAAGCCAUUGUUGAAUGGUAUGGAGCUUUUGGCUGACGCUCUCCAUAAUAAACGUGUAUUAUCAACUGGGUGUGAUGGGAUUGACUUAUUGCUUGGAGGUGGAUUACGCGAGGGGCAGUUAACUGAACUUGUUGGUCCAUCGUCUUCUGGCAAAACCCAAGUUUGUCUACAAGCUGCCUCAAAUGUCGCAAAAAAGCACAUGGGAAGUGUUCUUUACUUAGAUACAAGCAAUUCUUUCUCACCUCAACGUAUUGCCUGCUUUCUUGAUUUGGCUAAAGGCCGUUUUCUUCAGAAUGUUAUGAACAGUAUCUUGUGCCAGUCAGUGUAUGAUAUCUUCACAAUGUUUGGAGUUUUACAUCAGCUUGAAUCCAGUAUGAGGUCUCAGAGAGGACCACAAAUGGUGCGGUUGAUUAUUAUUGAUUCAAUUUCUUCACUUAUUACCCCAAUUCUUGGAGGCAGUGGUUCACAUGUAAUUGCUGGGCAUGCUUUGAUGGUAUCUGCCGGAUAUCUUCUAAAGAAGUUGGCAUAUGAGUACAAUCUUGCAGUGUUGGUGACCAAUCACACAGUAGGUGGGGAGGGAGGUGUUCCUAAACCAGCUCUUGGGGAGACUUGGAAGAGUAUCUCACAUGUGAGGCUUCUUCUUUCCCAUGAUCGGGAAAACAAUACCUCCAGUGUUUCCAUAAUAAAACACCCAUCCUUGGCUUCUGGAAUGGCUUCAAGUUUUGUAAUUUGUGGCUGAUAACAAGGCUGAAUUGAUUUUUGUGUGAACGUUACAGAUGAGUCAGAGAUAAUAUUCUAGUCCAAAGAAGUACUCUGCCAUGGGCACUGUCAGCACUUGGAGGCCCAAAAUAAAACAACAGAUGACGCUGCUUAGAAAACAUCAAUCCAAGGAUUUUUCGUAUGAUCAUAUCCAAAGCAUUUUUAUUCAGAAGAAACCAGUCAAUAUGGUAAGAUCGCAUAUAUUUCCCUGAAAAAAUACUGUUUUUACUGGCUUUUGACUGGUACACUGAGCACACAAGCAAAUUAGAUUGAUUUGCACUGUUCAGAAGGAUCGGGAAACAAUUAAGUGAAGGUUGUAUUUUUAAAAGCUUUUUUGCUGUAUAAAUCUCCCAACUUAAAAUGUGGAGAAACUCUGUCUAAUAUAGGAGUAGGUAAUUUGUUUAUCAAAUAAACAGUUGUGGAGAAUGCCUCUCACCAAAAUGCGUAUGUGUCUAUGUUAGACCAAGCUCUACUAUAUGUCUAUGUUUAUGCUCAGAUUUUCCAUUUUGUUGAUGUAUAUGAGGACAAGGGUGUCUAGAUUAUAUUC